AGAUUUGACUUUUGCAGAUGAAGAAGAGUUCCAAACCUACGAAAUUAAAUAACCAAAAGGGGAAAAUAAAUAAAUAAAAAAGAGUGUGUGUGGACAAUGCAACAUCUACAACUACACCCUCUUUUUCUAUCCUCCUCUUGUAACUUUUUCUGCCAUUUUCUCAUCAACCAAACACCCUCUCUCUCUCUCUAAAGAAAGUACAAGCCUUUCUUGAAUCUUCUCUUGUUUUUUGUUUCUCCCUGAAAGUUCCAGGAAAUUAACAAAAAAGGAAAGGAGCCAUGCACUUGGAUCUAAACCUCGACAUAUUCACCAGCGCCGGCGAAUCUCCGGCCGGCGAGCUUCAUAAAGGCGACGGAAUCGAAGCGGAGAAUCCUCUCGAAGAUUCGAGAAUAGGGUCGGAGGAAGAUUCCGGGACAUCAAGCUCCUCGGCGAUCACGUCCUCCUCCUCCACCACCGGAUCAGGCUUCAUAAGCUUCGGCAUAUUGAGAAAAGACGAAAUUACCCCUCGGCCGGAAUUCUCAGAGUUUCCGGCGAUAUCGACCGCCGGCGAAAAAGGGUUCGUGUUGGAUAUGUCGAAUGGGAGGAAGUGGCUGAACUUGUCGUCGUGGGUUUGCGACGGCGGAGAUAAGCCGGAAACAAAGAGGAAGAGCCGGCGAGGGCCUCGUUCCCGAAGCUCUCCUUAUAGAGGCGUGACCUUUUACCGGAGGACCGGUCGGUGGGAGUCGCACAUAUGGGAUUGCGGGAAGCAAGUCUAUUUGGGUGGCUUCGACACAGCCCACGCUGCAGCCAGAGCAUAUGAUCGUGCGGCUCUGAAGUUCCGGGGAAUGGACGCCGACAUAAACUUUGGAGCAAGUGAUUAUGCUGAAGAAAUGAAGCAGAUGAAGAACUUGACAAAGGAAGAGUUUGUUCAAGUGCUUCGAAGGCAAUGCAACGGAGGAGGAGGUAGAAACCUUUACAAAUAUAGCAAGCAAUGGGAGGCUAAGCCCAUCCAACCUCCAGUUGCUCGUGGCGAGCUUUUUGAAACACCCGAAAUCGGAUAUGCGAGUGGUUUCGGGACGAAUGUAUACGGAAUAAGGACAUCGUUUGGUUCGUCGAGCAGCCAAGGCGAUAUGGAGCAAAACCUCGAGCUCAGCCUCGGGCUUUUUCCUAGAGCAAGUAGAACCGCUAAAGCGGAACCCGGGGGCGGGAUAGAACUUAGCCGAAACUAUAUGGGAAUUAUGGAGGCUAGGUGUGACAAUCCUGCGCUUUUGGUUGGGAUCUACCCCGAUAUCCUCACGAACAAUCAGAGGGUGUUCGAGAAGAGAACUAAACGUGACGACGACAACAACAACAACAACAACAUGGGCGGUUGCAUCAGAGAGAUGGGUAAUGGAAUGAAUGCAGCAUCAUCACGAUUCUCUUCCUCAUCAGCAUCUUCUUCGACCGGCCCUUACCUCCCUUCAAGCACAAGAAAUGAUGCUUCAUUCACUACACAAGUCGAAGAUUUGAAACUCUAUACCCAAAAAGAUCACUAAUUCUAUAUCUAUAUCUAUAUAUAUAUGUAUGUGUAUGUAUGUACCCUGAGGUUUUGCAUUAAAAGGGUGAUUCAUACAAGAGUUCAAAUAGAGUGACAACAAGACAAGAUGAUGAGUGUCACGUGAGAAACAACAUGACGAGAGUGAAGCUAACGUAGAUAGAUCGUUUUCUCCUCCUUUUGGGUUGAAAUGUGUAUCAUCACAUAAUAAAGAGAGAGAGUCAAAACAAUGGCUUGGACCGAUUCUUAUUCCAUGAA
Molecule: messenger RNA, 1771 nt
Organism: Tarenaya hassleriana
Lineage: Eukaryota; Viridiplantae; Streptophyta; Magnoliopsida; Brassicales; Cleomaceae
Product: ethylene-responsive transcription factor RAP2-7-like
Exons: 8
Coding region: 279-1514 (411 amino acids)
Biological process (GO): regulation of DNA-templated transcription
Molecular function (GO): DNA binding; DNA-binding transcription factor activity
Source: RefSeq, a predicted model, not a curated record